AUGGCAGAAGAAACCAGGACCGUCAAAGCCAGCUGCCUCUGCGGCAUCUUCAACCACGAUAUCACCCUCCCAUCUACCGCCUUUCCACUCUAUGGCCACAUGUGUCACUGCGCCACCUGCCGCCACGUGUCAGGUGCUUUGGCAACCACUCCAGCAUUCCUGCCUAGCUCGUUUGAACCGUCCCAGCCAAUGCUCGAAAAGCUCAGCACGUUCAAGCCCACCCAGCGGGGCACGGUGUACUUUUGCCCGACCUGUGGCGCGCAAGCUAUGGGUCGCUAUCGGAUCAGUGGUGAGGAUGAAGAGAGCAAGUUCCUAUGGAUCAUCGCUACCGGGAGUCUGGAGCAGCUGGACGGUAUCGUGGAGUUCGGAGCACACAUGCAGAUUCGGGACACCAUCGACGGCGGGCUUGCUACCUUUCUACCGUCCGUAGACGGCAAGACUCUAGCACGGUGGCCGGCGAACUACCACGAGGGCGAACAGCUUCCUUUCGAUUGGACUGGUGCAGAACAAGGAGCUGUGCCCGAACCAUCUUCAAAAGACAUGUUGCAUGGCUCCUGCAAAUGCAAAGGCACACAAUUCUACAUCGCCCGUCCUUCGACCCGCUCAGCUUUGACUGAGAAGUACUGGCCUUCCACCCCGCCCAACGACUGUUCAGAGUCCGAGCUACCUCCCAAGAGCGAGACGCACUGGCUUCAAGACAACCGUACCAAGUUCUUAUGCUCGCUCUGUGUAUGCAACUCCUGCCGCCUCGCCUUGGGUAUGGAAGUGACCAGCUGGGCAUUCGUCCCUCCCUGCGACAUCUUCCUCGACGCGGAAGGCAAAACUCCCGUGCCUCACUCAAUGGAGUUUGGCACGGUGAAGCACUACACUUCCUCACUUGGAAUUCACCGCUACUUCUGCGGCGAUUGCGGUGCGACAUUGUUCUACAAUGCUGAUGACCGGAGACACUACACAGACAUCGCAAUGGGGCUGUUUGAUGCUCCGGGGGGUGCUCGAGCGGAGAGCUGGUUCAGCUGGCGGCCUACUGGCGUCGACUAUGCCGAGGAUGCGGAAGGCAGGGCGGAGAGCCUGGCGAGGAGUAUCCAGGCAGGGUUCGAGGCGUUCCAGAAGCAGCAGGACAGGAAGUGA
Molecule: messenger RNA, 1128 nt
Organism: Zymoseptoria tritici IPO323
Lineage: Eukaryota; Fungi; Ascomycota; Dothideomycetes; Mycosphaerellales; Mycosphaerellaceae
Exons: 1
Coding region: 1-1128 (375 amino acids)
Molecular function (GO): carbon-sulfur lyase activity
Source: RefSeq, a predicted model, not a curated record